AUGAACCCAAUAUUAAAAUCCUGUAAUUUGAACUCGUGGUUUGUUAAAAUCUCCACACAUGAAUAUUUAUUGACCAGGUUUGACCUCGUUUCUAACUUCCUAACUCAUAAAUCAAAAUUUUUAGCCGCUUUCUUAUAAUCUUUACUUUCAGGGGAAAUAAAAGUUGAACUAUAAUGUCUAAUAUCCGAUCUCACAAGAGAUGGCAACUGUGUACCAGGUUCAUAAAAAGUAAGUUCCUAAAGUUUUCUCUUUUAGUUUGUUGGCGUAACCUUUUGUAAGAGCAGUGCCAUCCAUCCUAACUCUUCUAAGAAGUCUGACAAUUUCAGGAGCCAAGACAGAAAAAAACAAGUACUCUCAUCAAGACCAAGUAGGAAAGAUUCUGAGACGAAUUAUUUAAGAUUUAGUCCAACACUAAAAUAAAAAAAUAAAUAAAUUUCUAGAGUAAAUGUCAACUUAUCAAAUUUUAUUUUGUGA
This is a messenger RNA of Paramecium octaurelia, 474 nucleotides long. Lineage: Eukaryota; Ciliophora; Oligohymenophorea; Peniculida; Parameciidae. The record is from the annotation of a GenBank genome assembly.